AGGCGAGCGUAAUAGUAUUCCUCCGACCGGAGGCCGAAUUGGGCGGUUGCUCGGUGGUGGCUCCGCUCCAGAGGGGGCUGUGCCGGGAAGGGAUCCGGGCGCCGGGCUUUGCUGCGCAGCGGACGGGCCGCACGCAGGGCGGGGCCUGGCUGGGGGUGGCUCGGGAAGUUGCCGAAGUUGGGCAGAGAGUGGAGGGACGGAGCCAGCGAGCGCCUGCCUGCUCGGGCCGGGCCUUCCUGGGUGCUGCUCUUCCCCCUCCCGCCCUCCCUUCCCUGUCCGGCCGGUGCAUGAUGGAAGCAGCAUGGCCGCUCAUCUUUCCUUAACGCAGCUGUCAAGUGCAAAUCCUGUGUAUGAGAAGUUCUAUCGACAGGUUGAUCCUGGUAACUCUGGGCGGGUGUUGGCUUCCGAUGCAGCUGUCUUCCUUAAAAAAUCAGGACUGACGGACUUGAUACUUGGGAAGGUUUGGGACCUUGCUGAUACAGAUGGCAAAGGAAUCUUAAACAAACAGGAGUUUUUUGUGGCUUUACGACUUGUUGCCUGUGCACAGAAUGGAUUGGACGUUUCACUGAGCAGUCUUAACUUGCCUGUUCCUCCACCUAGAUUUAAUGAUUCCUCUAGCCCUUUAUUAUCUGGGGGAGCGCCACCUGAUAUCCCAUGGGCUGUUAAGGUAGAAGACAAGGCCAAAUAUGAUGCUAUCUUUGACAGUCUGAACCCAGUGAAUGGAUUGUUGUCAGGCGAUAAAGUGAAACCUGUUCUGCUGAACUCCAAAUUGCCAGUUGAUAUAUUGGGAAGGGUUUGGGAGCUCAGUGACAUUGACCAUGAUGGAAUGUUGGAUCGGGAUGAAUUUGCAGUUGCCAUGUUCUUGGUGUACUGUGCUCUUGAGAAGGAACCUGUGCCAAUGUCUUUGCCUCCAGCAUUGGUGCCACCUUCUAAAAGAAAAGGUGUCAGUAUUGCAGGUGGAGUGCAUUUGUUGCCACCUUCGGCAUCCAGUAAAGAAUCCCAUCAGUCCAUGCCGCCUGUAACCCUCAAAGCACCAUCACCACAGUGGGUUGUAUCACCUGCAGACAAGAUAAAAUACCAUGACAUUUUUUUGAAAACUGACAAAGACAUGGAUGGCUUUGUCUCUGGUGUAGAGGCUAGAGAAUUAUUCUUAAAGACCGGUCUGCCUUCUGCCUUACUUGCACACAUCUGGGCUCUAUGUGAUACAAGGGACUGUGGGAAGCUUUCCCAGGAACAGUUUGCCUUGGCCUUCCAUUUCAUCAAUCUGAAGUUGACAAAGGGCAUUGAUCCUCCUCAGGUGCUAACUGCAGAUAUGAUCCCUCCAUCAGAGAGAACUGCUCAACAAAAGAACAUGCUAGGACCAAGUCCUGUAGCAGACUUUUCAGCAAUCAAAGAGCUGGAUACUUUAAGCAAUGAAAUAGUUGAACUACAGAGGGAAAAGAAUAACGUGGAGCAAGAUCUAAAGGAAAAAGAAGACGCAAUCAAACAGAGGACAAAUGAGGUCCAGGAUCUUCAAGAAGAAGUAAAAAGGGAGAGCAAUAAUUUGCAGGCGCUGUUGGCUCAGAAGCAGGAAGCAGAGGAAAUCCUUAAUAAUCUUGAUGACGAGAAAGCCAAGCUGGAACAGCAACUUAAUGCAAUCCGGCAGAAAUGUGCUGAAGAAGCUGAUUUGAUCUCAUCACUAAAGGCAGAAAUAACUGAUCAGGAGUGCAAAAUCUCCACAUAUAAAGAUGACUUGAAUAAAGCUCAAGAAGAGCUUGGCAGGCUGCAGCAGGAAACAGCAGAGCUAGAGAAGUGUGUCGAGACGGGGAAAUUGCAGCUGGGGCCUCUUCAGGAGGGUCUUCAGGAGUCACAACAAGAAAUCACUUCUGUGCAAACAAAGCUAUUUGAACUCAAAGAGCUGGAAAACGGCCUCUUUAACUGGGAGCUUCAGCCACAGAACACACUACUUAAUGGAAAUGGCAAUCAUUCUAGCCUCAGCAACAGCAGCAGUGAAACUGCUAACUUUAAUGAGAAUGCCGAAAGAGAGAAUUCAGCAGAUUCUGAACAAAUAAAUCAUGAACCUCCUGCCAGGAAUAGCCCAGAAACAACACAUAUAGAAGCAGAAGCAGAAGCAGCGGAGGUUGUGCCACCAGAUGUUACCAAAAAAGGAGAUCCAUUUAAUGAAGAAUCCCAUCAGCUCUCUGAUCAGGCUGAAGGCUCCAAUUUAGACUUCUUUGAGGCUGACCCCUUUGUUGGUAGUGAUCCUUUCAAGGAUGACCCUUUUGGGAAGAUUGAUCCUUUUGGUAGUGAUCCUUUCAAAGGUUCAGAUCCUUUUGCAGCUGACUCCUUUUUCAAGCAAUCAUCCACAGAUCCUUUUGGAAGUAUUGACCCCUUCAGUGCAACCAGCAACAGCAAUAAUUCCACGACAGAAACACUGAAGUAUAAUGAUCCUUUUGCUCCUGGUGGAAUUGCUGUUACUACAUCAAGUGAUACAGCUACAGAUCCCUUUGCCUCUCUGUUUGGAAAUGAAUCAUUUGGAAGCGGCUUUGCUGACUUCAGCACAUUGUCAAAGGCAAAUAAUGAAGAUCCAUUUAGUUCAUCUACAACAGGCUCUGUCAACAAUGUGGUCAUAACUAAAAAUGUGUUUGAGGAACCUCCAGCCAAAAAUGAAGAUGUACCUCCUGCUUUGCCUCCUAAAAUUGGAACGCCUACCAGACCUUGUCCUCCCCCACCUGGAAAAAGGCCUAUCAACAAAUUGGAGUCUUCGGAUUCCUUUAAACUGAAUGAUCCCUUCCAGCCCUUCCCAGGCUGUGAUGGUUCCAAAGAACAGGAAGCUGACCCAUUUGCUCCCACUGGUGUGUGCAAAGAGAUGGACACCAGCAAUUUUGCUAAUUUCAGUGCUUAUCCUACUGAAGAAGAUAUGAUUGAAUGGGCAAAGAGGGAAAGUGAGAGAGAGGAGAAAGAGCGUCUUGCAAGGUUGAAACAACAAGAACAAGAAGAUUUAGAACUAGCUAUUGCACUCAGUAAAUCUGAAAUAUCAGAAGCAUGAAGAAUUGCCACAACCAUUUGUCCCUUGCCCUGUAUGUGUAAAGCUAAUCAGAAGCUGCUUAUGCACAGGGAAGUACAAAAGGCUUUAAAUUCCUGCAAAUGUGAUUUUUGAGCAAUGUAGUGUCUUAUUUGUAAUUUUUUUCAUAUUCACUUAACUCAUCUGGCUACUCUUUUUUAAUAAAGUGAAGUUCCAUUUGUACUUACCUUGAUAUUCUUGUGUACUAUAUAAACCAUUACACCAAAGUAAAUUCUUAUAAUGCAAAAAAGACAAAUCUGUAUUAAGGCACAGCAAUGCAUUUUUGAAAGAUCUCAGAAGGCAAUUCUGACUCCAACCAAUUUCCUCUUUGAUAUAUGCCUUACGCAGUGUUGAAGAUCUAGAAUGUGCAGGUGUGUCUAACAACAUAAAAUGAGUGAGUGCAUUGUAUUGCCUUUUAUACAAAUGGAUAGGUCAUGUGUUGCUGAUAUUUCCCUUAAAAAUUAUUAGAUGGCUUGUUCUAAGUCUUGAUUAGCUUUCUUUUCGAAAGGGCCAAUUUUUGCCAAUUCCUAUGAUACUGAAUUAUUUAAGUCUCCCAGGUGUCCUGGUUAGCAAAGUUCAUUUUCACCUUGUAAGCAAAUCUGGCCAUGUAGCCAAUCAAACUAGUUUAUGGCAAAUCUUCAUGUAAUUAAAAAUUGCUGAUAAUCCUGCUUCUUUCUUGCUAAAAUGUUCAGAUCUGGUUAUCACAGGUAUUAGAAAUCUAUUGUACAUUUUAGAGAUGAUAAUUGAGGUUAGGCCUGUGGAGUACCUUUACGUCUGUGGGCUUCCUUUUAAUGAAGGCUCUUCUUCUAGAGUGGAUAUCUAACAGAAAAUCUAGAUUCCAGAUGCAACUAGUGUUAUCUGAAACUUUUAACUGCCAUUUUGCCUACUAUCAGAUUUUUUUAAAUGACAUUUUAGGAUUGUUCCAAUGAGAUUUCUAAGAUUACACUGGUUGGCCAAGUUCACUGUCAAGAACUCUGAUGCCCCACUGCUAAUUGAGCCAAUUUCUUAUGUGAAAUAUGCAACUUAAAUUGGCAAGUUGACAGCAGAAUUUGAAAUAGGGUAGGAAGUAGACUACAUAAAGAUAUAGUUUACAACAGUCGGUUGCUGUUGUGUAUAAUUUAUUGAAUGCCAACUGAUAGUUGCACCUUAAAAAUAAAUUUCAUUUUAUAGUAACAAAGUCAAAAUUGAAUGUUAAUGAAAGUAAGUUAUUAUCUAAUAUGUUCUGUUCUGCAGGAUGUUAAACUCAUUCCAAAUUACUCGUUCCAUUUCCAUCUUCAAUACAUGCAUAGCUGCAACCACACAAAACUGGUGGUUCUGCUUCCCCCCCUCCCAAAACACUGUGGUAUUUGUGCCUCGAAUUAAGAGUUUUAAAAUUAUUUUUUCUUCUGCUGCAAGGAGUUGCAUAGUUACCACUAUCAGGAUGAAACUUUUCCAGUUACCUGUGGAUGCUGCUGCAAGAGACUUUUUAGGAAGGUAGUUUUUGCUCAAUUUUCCUAUAAAUUGAGAUCAGUUCUGAGAAACUUUUGCACUAGGAAAUGAGCAUUUUAAAACACCUGCUCAAAAAAGUAACCUAGCAAAACCUCUUGCAAGUAUUAAUGUUCAUAAUUUAUCUACCCAAAUUUUGUAUUAACAUUAAUCGUGCAUAUUGUAUGUUUAACUGGACUACAUAGAUUUUUCCUUUUUUGUUAAAUGUAUACUUUGUGGACCAAUACAAUAUCUGUGUGUAUAUAUUAUACAUAUAAAUAUAUAUAUAUUCAAGCUUUCUUGUAUAGGAUUUAAAGUUCUGAGUCACUUGAUGUUACAUUUCAUGUUACUGACUGAUCACAGAACCUUUACUCGAAGGCUUCUAAAUAAACCACUGCUGUGUCAGCUUAAAUGGCAUUACUGUUAAAGUUUUAAAAAGCUUUUAAUAACUUGUUCAGGUGGGGUUAGCCUCUAUUUAUAGACCUUUGUUUUAAAAUUCUAAAAUAGCUUGUAAUUAUGAAUAAAACCGUUUAAGUAUAUUA
Molecule: messenger RNA, 5049 nt
Organism: Zootoca vivipara (common lizard)
Lineage: Eukaryota; Metazoa; Chordata; Lepidosauria; Squamata; Lacertidae
Gene: EPS15
Product: epidermal growth factor receptor pathway substrate 15
Biological process (GO): endocytosis; endosomal transport
Cellular component (GO): clathrin coat of coated pit; cytoplasm; plasma membrane
Molecular function (GO): cadherin binding; calcium ion binding
Source: RefSeq, a predicted model, not a curated record